This is a messenger RNA of Brassica rapa (field mustard), 4554 nucleotides long. RefSeq lists its product as uncharacterized. NCBI's taxonomy places the organism in Eukaryota, Viridiplantae, Streptophyta, Magnoliopsida, Brassicales, Brassicaceae. The record is from RefSeq and is a predicted model, not a curated record.
ACGUCCUGUGUGUGCUGGCGGAUACUCACGGAUGUCCUGUGUGUACUGAACAGACAGCCCACGUGGGCCAAAAUCACUGAAACAGUCCACGGGAAGUGUAGAAACCCGUUAAAAAAAAGAGAGAGAAUGGUCGAGUAUCUUUGUGGUGGUCGAUUCUUGGGCGAUAUGGAUCGAUCGAGAAGCUUUGAAGUACGAGGUGGGCAAAGAAGUGAUCGUGAGUGAACUAUGAGUCGAAUAAGUUGCUCGACCAUAGUUAGAAGAUGUCUUAGAUGGAUGAGACGGACGUUUUGGAAGCAUAACAUUUUUGGGAGCACGACGGUUUAGAAGAUCGACGUUUUUGAAGACUGACGUUUCUUCAUCACGAAGUUUUCUCGGAAAAUCUUCGUAUCAGUAAAAUAUUAUUCUGGAGACAUAAUAAGUCGGAAGCAGGAUGGGAUUUAAGAACGACGGGAAGCAAGCACGACGGGAUCGAAGCACGACGGGAAAACCCGAAGUUGGGCGAAAACCCUAAUUUCGGUAGUAUGGAAUUCUUUGAGGAAGCCGGAGGCUCGGGAAAUAUUUUUCAUCAAGGUCAAAAAUAUUUUGGAGUCUCUGAAGAAUAAUUUGCUCAUCAGAACGGGAGCGGAAAAAUAUUCGGGAUUGAUCGCGGGACGAAAAUUUACCGGAAGGAUCGAAAUCGGGCCAAUGGACCGAGAAGCUCGGGGUGGCUCUUUGCAUGGGUUCAGAACGUGGUGUCAACUGUCCAGCAAGCUGAGUGUCUACAGAAGCUUGAGGUGUCGCCAUGCAUGGAGGCAGUCCAUGCAGCCUGACACAUAGAAGCAUGAGGUGGAGCGACCAAGAACGAGGUGUCUCCGCGCAUGCAACCGAAGCAUGCGGCCAGCCAUGUGUGUGAUGCUGUGGCGACUUGCAUGAGUUCCAGUCAUGCAGCCUGACAUCUGGGAGGAUUGGUGGCUUCCUGCAUGUGUCCUGGACAUGCAGCCAGCCAUGUGGAGCACGAGGUGGAGCGACCAAGCACGAGGUGUCUCCGUGAAUGCAACCGAAGCAUGCGGCCAGUCAUGUGUGUGAUGCUGUGGCGACUUGCAUGAGUUCCAGUCAUGCAGCCUGACAUCUUAGAGGAGUGGUGGCGUCCUGCAUGUGUCCUGGACAUGCAGCCAGCCAUGUGGAGCACGAGGUGCCGCCGUGCAUGCGUCCGGAGCCAUGCGGAGCGACACACGGGCGGCCACCAACUUGAAUCUGAUUGGCUGGUGUUUUCUAUAAAUACCCAGCUACCCCCUUCAGUUUCAGACAUCCAUAACACACCAAAGAAAAUUCAAAACGUGGCUAGAGAGAGAGAGAGAAAAUGAAAGUGUUUAAUCGAUUCUGAAGACCGAGAAGGCCAGUUUCGUCCAAUCGAUGAUUCUCUACGAUUGUGACGCGGAAGCUCUGUCCAAUUCAAUACGUCCAAGCCAGUCAUAUUCUCCUACAAUCAAGUGGAGGUGCUGUCCAAGAAUAGUUCAGUUCCAUGGGUUCAGAUCAGUCGAUGUUCUGCUCGAUGCUCUGCCAGGAAGUCGAAGAACUGUCCAAAAGCUAAUGGAGGUUCUGUCCGAGUCCAGAUCAGCCUGUCGAGGCCUUUCAGUUUCUUCAUGGUGAAUCCGACGUUGUGUCCAAGACAAGAUCAUUCCAGUCCGGUCCAGUCAAGGCGUCUCUUGGGUUUUGGCUAAGUCCUCUCCGAUCAACCAGCUGUUUCUCGCCUAGAACACUGUGAGUUGGUUUGUUUGAAUUCCACUUGGAAUUUAGGGUAGAUCGAGUCGCAUAUAAAGUAGAUUGAUCACGCUAUUGAAUGGUAGAGUCCUUAGGGUUAUUUUAUUUAUGGAACCGGACUCAGUUUAGCAAGGGCUAAGCUGAGAUGAAUGGAAUUAAGACUGAGUUGAUAACCUGAUUAGGACUAAGAAUAGGAUGCAUCAUGUUUUCUAUUCUUGCGUGUUGAUAUGGUUGAGUGCAGGUUGCCGUUAUCUUUAAAGAUAGUGUCGUAGCAGGAGGCCGAACUAUCUGGGUAACGGUUUGAUUGAGUAGAUUUAAUUAAAUUCUUGCUUGUUAAUUAAUGCUUGUUGAUUGAGGUUAGUCAGCUCAUGGUAAGGGAGUGACUAACUGGUUGAGUUGUUUAGUGAUGAUAUUGUUGUUAGUGUUGUAGAGUUAGAGUGUAUUGGCCAUAUAGCAUUUGUGUAACCCACAAUGCUAGGCAUGUUUGAGGUGGAUUAGUGUUUCCUCGACCUCGUACCCAGUGGGUUUAAGGAAACCCCUUAUUCGCUGGAUCGAGAACACUCAGAGAGACGGGGUCAUGGCCUAUGGCUGAGUGGUUGCACGACGGGGUAGUGACCGGCAGUGACCCGAACGUACUGUGGGCUGUCUUGCGGUGACCCGACCGUACUGUGGGCCCAAUCGUCGUGUGACGACCGGCAGUGGCUCGAACGUACUGGAGCUGUCGCGCGGUGACCCGAACGUACUGUGGGCCGCGUUCGGUUGAAUGUUCCUUCUUCUGGCCUUUGUGGUAGGGAGAUAGGAUAUUGCCGAGGAUAGAGGAGGAACACUAAGUCACCAGGGCCCAGGUUAGAGUGUUGUGUUAGAGUCUCGUAGAGGGUUAUUGUUGCGGCCACCAAUUCAGCAGCUGAACCAGAGGUCGACCCAACACCCUACUCAACCAGCCAAGGCGCCAACCAGGACAUACGUGCACUAAAAAUGCCAUAUCUUACAAACCAGGAGGGUUUGAAUCACGAGGCUAAUUUUUAUGCAUUCUAUACUCAAGAAGGAGUCCAGGCCAAUUGGAAUUGGGCCAAAAUAAUCACGGAGAAAGAAGUUAUGAAUUUUACAAUUCAGAGGUUUCUCAACCCGUCCAUCUGCGAGUACCCGACUUUAGAAGAAGGUUCAAGCUCAAUGAAGGAGCGGCCUGAAGCAAAACACAUCACAGAAGUCAAGAGGAGGUUAUCAUCGUUUCAUAAAGCCCAAGAUCAGGAGAAAUGGCCACGGAAAUUAGGACUUAUGAUCAAUUCGCCAGAACCGGCCAAACCGACGUCAUCUAUGGAAAGUCUUCAACCAAUUCAACUUGGUUCGACCCAGAGCUAUUUAUGGGAACCAGGAGAUCAUCUUAACCAAUCAGGAGGUAUUCCAGAAGUCCUUAGCUGCACCAGAACCCAGGAGAUCAGUUGGUUCAAUGGAGAAUCACUUAAACCCAACCGGAGAUAUUUAUGGAAAGAUUGGACAAUCUUUCGGUUUGAUCUAUUCCAACCAAUUCCAAUCCAACCAGGAGAACCAGCCGACGUCCAGACAGAACCAAGACAUCCAGGAGACAUUAUACACGAGCCAGAAGAGUUCUACAACUUCAUCCCAUGCACCAGCCCACAUAGGAAUAAGAAGAUCCCCAUUAUCACCAAACUGCCUUAUUUGGAGUCUCUUGCAUUCAAACUCCAACAGCUCUUUUUCUACCAAGGGAAGGACGAGAUCAGCUUCUACCAAGCAUUCAAGAAGGUCCCAAGAAAGCUCUCUUAUCCCCUUAAACCGUCCAGAUUCAAGCAAAUCAAGUUUCUUCACUUGGAGCCAAAAUCCCACAAAAGGCUCCAACGGCUAGUUUCCGAUUUCUUGCUUAGUUUAGAUUUGUUUCCUUUCUUUUCUUUUGUGAACGUUUAGAGUCUUGUAUCUGAGCAUUAUAUAAGCUCAUUUUCGUCCAUUGUAGAGAGGACCCUCAAUCACCAAGUUAAUAAAAAGUUUAUUCAGUUUUUAUCAAAGAUUGUUCUUUGUAUAAAAUAUCGGUCUUUAGGAUUCAAAGAGAGAUUUUUUGUUGUUCUAUUGAUUUCGUGAGUCUAGUUUGUUUGUGAAAAUCAAAUAAGCUCAGUACACAGAUUGAGAGAGUCAAUCAAUUCGUUCCAUCCUUCAUCAGAUUGAGAGAUUCAAUCAAAACCUCAUCCGCAAAUCCACUUCAAUCCAUCAUCUGAUCCAUCUUGAGAGAGACAUCAGUCCAGCAAGCAAGAUCCCACCUUCACGCCAUCUCCAUCCCCUGUUCUUGUUGAGAGAGACAUCAGUCCAGCAACUUGAAUCCAUCAGCCAUCUCUAUUCUUCUCUUAUUUUGUUUCAUUUUGCAUCAUAUAGUUCUAGAUUUUCCAUUCAAUAUAAAAACCCAUAAAAAGUCAUAUUUGCUUCUGUUAUUCAUCUAUCAUUUAGUUUUCUUUAUGUUUAUCAUUUUGAUUCAUAAAAACUCAUAAAAAUAACUCUCUUCUGUUUCAGGAACCAGAUCGGUCAUCUCCCUCUCCAUCGCGUCCGUCUAGCCGCUCCAUAGCCGUCCGUCCGUCUUGUCCAGUCCGAGUUCUUGAACCUCAGUCCGUCCAAUUGAGUAGCCUGAAUCCCAGCCUGCAACAGUUAUUGAACCCUCGAGUUAGUGUAGCACCGAUAUACGGUGUUACAAGUUAGAUCGAGUCGUAGUUACUCAUAGUCUUAUUAUUGUGAUUGUGUUUGUGGUUGAUUGAUUUGCUUGCAGGUUCUGACAUUAAGUCCUAAGUCUGGUUUAGGUAUCGGAUUAGGCUUGAU